CCACACGAAUGAUAUACAGCGUGUUGACUUCUGCCGUUUCUCACGUGUAGAUGCUAUGUAGACAAUAUCAAGCCAUGGAAACAAUAAAACGAUUAGCAGAGGAACAGUUGGAGGCCACAAGUCCAAAAAGAAUUUGCACAGAAUCCAGUGUAGAAGACCAGUGCGGUACGACCAGUUUACAAGAACAACCAGAUGUACCCAGUCCAAAAAAAGUUUGUACAGAAUCUAUUAUCGGAGAUCAGUGCAAUACAACAAGUUUAAAAGAACAGUCUGAUUUGACUAGUCCGGAAAAAGUUUGUACGAAACCCAAUAGUACAGGAGAUGGUUCACCUAGUUUAGAAGAACAAACCGACAGAACUCAUUCAAAGAAAGUUUGUACAGGAUCCAGUGUAACCUCAGAGAAGAGUGAUAAACAGGAAGACAAUUUUCAAGCUUCAGGACUACUUGAAAAAGAUGUUGGAAUUUCUGCGUAUUUGAUGCAACACCAAGGGUUCAGGGGAAUUCUGAAACAGAGAUAUUCUGAUUUUUUGGUCUAUGAGAGAAGUAAAGAUGGAGUUUUAGUGAAACUUGAUGAUAUAAGUAAGCCAACAGAUUUUGCAGUACAGGUUUCAAAUGAACCAGAUGAGGAUUACUUACAAGAUACCGACAAACAAAUGUUACAAGAGUUACUUGAAUCAAAAGACAAAUCUAAAGAUGUCAUAAUAAAGCUAUCUGAAGACAGUAAAGACAGGAGAACAAAGAUACACCAGAGUAUAAGACAAGUGUAUCCAGGUUUGGUCAGUGAAACUACGGAUGUAGACGGUGAACGAGUUAUUAAGGUCACAUGUAAAGAUAACAGUAAAGGAAGGAAGUCCCAAAACAGAGGUGGAUGGCCUAAAGAUUGUCCAAAUUAUUGUUGUUUUGUACUGUAUAAAGAAAAUAAAGACACGAUGGAUGCUAUUAAUUUAAUAUCUAAAUUACUCAGGAAACCAUCACAUUUGUUCAGUUUUGCUGGAACAAAGGACAAACGAGCUAUUACUGUCCAGGAAUUAACAGCUUACAGAAUGCAUCCUUCUCAAAUUUUUCCAGUCAAUAAAUUACUAAGAAAUAUGAAGGUUGGUAAUUUCCGAUAUUGUAAAGAUAGUUUGGGCUUGGGUGAUUUGACAGGAAAUCAUUUUGUAAUCACAUUGAGGAAUGUGCAAGGAGAAGAUGAUGUCAUUGAAAAUUGCUUGUCAUUGUUCAGAGAUAAUGGAUUUGUCAAUUAUUUUGGAAUGCAAAGAUUUGGUUCUACUAAUAUACCAACUCAUUAUGUAGGAAAAGCUUUGUUGCAUAGUGAUUGGAACCUUGCCAUUGAACUGAUAUUGAAACCAAGACAAGGCGAUUCUGAAGAUAUGAGUGAAGUACGAAAACAUUGGUGGCAGACGAAGGAUGCUAAAUCUACUCUGGAGAAACUAAAGAAUGUGAAAUCAUACUACUUAGAAUACUCAUUACUUAAAGCACUUGAUAAAUAUGGUGACAAAGAUCCACUGAAAGUCCUCUAUGCAAUACCAAAAGGUACAAGACUAAUGUAUGUACAUAGCUAUCAAAGCUACAUUUGGAAUUGCAUUCUUAGUAGACGUAUAAAGUCUUAUGGUAUGAAGCCCAUAAUUGGGGAUUUGGUGCAAAAGAAUAAUUCCAGUAAGUAUCUGACCCAAGAUAAUAUCAAUGACUAUAGUAUAUAUGACAUAGUAUUACCACUACCUGGCUAUGAUAUUACUUAUCCACACAAUGAAGUUGCAGACUGGUAUAAAGAAAUGCUAAUGAAAGAUAAUAUUCAUAUAGAUGGAUUGAAACACAAAGUCAGAGAUUAUUCAUUGACUGGUAACUAUCGUAAGAUUAUUGUUAAAAGCACUGAUUCAGACUGGAGUAUAAUUCGUUAUGAUGAUCUGACUAUUCCACUGGCACUAUCAGAUUUAAAUAAAUUAGAAGACAGCACACUGUCAGUUUUUUUUACAGAUGGCAAGUUUAAAGCUGUCAAAGUGGAAUUUUCUUUGCCUUCAUCAUCCUAUGCUACCAUGGCAAUAAGAGAAAUAAUAAAGUGUGAUACAUCAGUUGCAUUUCAGAGAUCUUUAAAUGCAUUGUAA
Messenger RNA from Saccoglossus kowalevskii, 2102 nucleotides. RefSeq names its product pseudouridylate synthase 7 homolog. Gene Ontology annotation, cellular component: nucleus. The record is from RefSeq and is a predicted model, not a curated record. Gene Ontology annotation, molecular function: RNA binding; pseudouridine synthase activity. Gene Ontology annotation, biological process: pseudouridine synthesis. Lineage: Eukaryota; Metazoa; Hemichordata; Enteropneusta; Harrimaniidae.